GCUCCUGUUCUGACGGCUCACCCCGUCCACCCCGGAGCCCCCCCCAUGCACCCUCUCUAUCAGCAGCAGAUGCAUCCGAUGUUUGCUCAAUACCAGCCGUACCUGCAACCCCCCAUGCAGCCUCCCCCAGAGCAACCAGUGCCACCAGUACAACCGGAACCGGAGCAGGCGGGCCCAGCAGCUGCAGCUCAGCCGGAGACCCAGACUCCAGCUGCUGGAGCUCCGCUGGCUCCAGUACAAGAACCAGAGGCUGUUGAGGAGGAAGUGAAGGCCGCUUCCACCAAGAAAGCUGCACCGAAGAAAACAAAGGCUGCAGAUUCAGAGAAAGAGGCAGCAGCCGCCGCGGAGACAACAAAGAAAGUCCCGGCUGCUUCCAAAGAGAAAACCAAAGCUGCUGCAAAGAAAGAGACACUAGCAACAAAGGAGAAGACAAAAAGCCCUGCAGCGGCCAAGAAAGAGCCAGCUGCAGAGAAAAGCAAGACUGCUGCAGCUGCAAAGAAAGAGCCAGCUGUGAAAGAGAAAACUAAAAGUCCUGCAGCGGAGCCAGCUGUAAAAGAGAAAGCCAAACCAGCGGCUAAGAAAGAGCCUGCAGCUGCAAGGCAGAAGAGGAAAGCAGCCUCUGAGAAGACAGAAACGUCGCCUGUCAGGAGCAAAGACAAGACUUCGACAGCAAAGAAAGAUCCAGAGCCGAUCAGCCGACUGAGAGCGAGACUAGAAGAAGUGAGGAAGUCAAACGUCACGUCUCCGGCGAAGACUGCCAGAUCUCCUGAGACAGCCAAGACGAGGUCAAAAUCAUCAGCAGACUCAAAAAGCAAAUCUGAGAAGGCUGAAAAGAAAUCUGUGAAAGAGUCUGAAGAUAAAGAGAACAAACCAGCAAAAACCAAGGAGACCCCGACUGAUGAGAGUAGCACAGAAAAGAAGAAGCCAAGUCAGAGAUUCUUCCAGUGCGUUUAUGUCCCUGGUAGAAACGCUCAGUACCCGUUACGACCCUUGACCCCGGCCAUGUCCCCCGCCAUGAUGUCCCCCUCCAUGAUGUCCCCCGCCAUCAGGUCCAUGUUGGAGCAGCAGCAGAGGGCGGCUCGAGCGUCGGGACAAUAAGAGAAAGUCUCUCGUCACGUCCAAAAACUCUGCAGCUCUGCACCUCCCCGUCCAGCAGGGGGAGAUCUUUUUUUAAUCUGUGGAUCCUCAAACUCUGAGGAGAACCACAGACAGAUGAGAGAGGACAGAAAUAUUUUGUCUUUAAUUUAUUUAUGUGUUUUUCUCUCCAUGUGGUCGAGCUCCUGGGGUUCCUGUUGAUGUUUCCCAUCACUGCCAUGCCUUAGAUUUGAUGUAUUUUACUUGUAUUUAUUUACUUGGUUGGCCCAUACAUGAACUUUGCUCAUUUCUUUGCAUGCAGCAAAUUAAAUUAAACAAAACUAACUUUGUAUUUUUACAAAAAAUCUAAACAAGGAAGAAAUGAUGUCAAUUAGAAUAAAUGUAAAAAGUUCCCUAAUAUUUGUAAUUUAGGAUAAAACAAAUGAACACAUCCUGACAUAAUGUUGUUUUCUGUUUACUUUUGUAGUCAAGUUUAAUAUUUAAUGUACAUGUUUGAUUUAAUUUAAUAUACAUUAAGUCAUUUGCACUGACAUUUGUUGCAUAAGAAAUUAAAAAACAUAACACAAAAUUAAUUCAUUUAGUCAUAACAAUUAAAAAUGUGGAUAUUAUUUUGCAAAAACAAUAGAAACAAAUAUGAAGAAAUUAGAAACAAAUCACAAGUCAAGGACAUGAAUGGGGUCACCUAUUAACUGAAUGGACAUGUCACAUUUUUUAUUUUACUAAAAGAGCUUUUAUCUUUAGCUAGUCUUUCUAAUCAUAGAUUCUAAUUACCCUCACCCUGCAUACCACGAGAGCAUGUUGUGCUUCAAAUGCAACAGAUUAGCAUGUAAAUGUUCAGAGGGUCAAAUCCCAGGAGCUCCCACACCUGAUCCCAGCAACCUCCCUGUCUCUGAUCCCGAGUCUCAUCAACAUGAUCGUUAAAUGAAUAAUGAUGAUGCAUUUCCUUCUUAAAUGACCUAAUUAUAUGCAGGAGUAAAGAGCCAGUGUAUAAACCUGCAGGACAUGCAACCAUAACACUCUUUAUUUAAAUUAAAUUAGUUCAAAAAGAUAUUUUGACGAGUGCAAUGCAUUUAUGUCUGUUCAAAGAAAAAGUUGCUGAUUUAACUUCAAAUAAGUUCAAAUAAGGGCUUGAAGUGAAGGUAUACAGCAUAAGGUACCCUCAUCUAAUACUACUUAUAAUGUUAACUUGAAUAAUGUCCCUUUAUUAUAUAUAAUUGGCCUUCUUCUCAUUCAUUAAACUUAAGAAACAUGCUGUUUUCCUAAAAAUGAGUGCAGUUUUGGGUAUGGGUUUCUCAUAUUGCUGCAUAUUUUAUCACCUAGGAUAUCAAACAGACAUAAAUAACAUAUUCAGAGACAGGGAGUCUGCACAGGACGACUUUGAUGACCAACUAAUGAGACGCUGUGAUGUCUACAGUGGAUAAAUGUCAUGUUACUAAUCAGCUUAUUUACAAAGCUUGAUACAUGUUUUCAUAUUUCCUGUUACCUCACUCGCUCUGGUUUUGUACCUUCAACCACAAGGCUGCAAAACUGUAGCUGAGCUUUUACCGACAAUUUGCUGUUGUCUUACUGAGAAAACCAGAGAACCAAAAGGGUGUUUUCACACUGCUGAUCCCGGGAUAACACACACACGUUAGUCUAGGUUUUUUUUAAGAGUUCAAGCUAACACGUUUGUCACACUCACAGACUGAAGGUGUAACAUUAUUUCCUCCAUGUUUUGCAGUGUAAGGCACUGUAGUUUAACCCACAGUUUACUCAUGCUUGUAUUGCAGGACUAUCCUUAACCUGUUCAAGGUUAUUUCUCAAAAAGUCUUAAGGUGUGUUCAGACUGAACCCAAAAUUAAGAGGCGAUGCAAAUCCGCAGAGUCAAACCAAAUAUGAGUGCAUAGGAGCAUGCAGAUUCAAUGAGUAGUGCAAACAUCCAAAACACUUACAUUCAAGCUAAAUAAAUACACUAAUCCUGCAGCAAUUAUUUGAGUUAUUGCUACAGUUACAAUACCUAUUAUGGUACUACUAUGGGUGUCAAGAUAUACCUGUGAGAAUUAAAAAGAUUGUGUAGUGAAAAACGUAUUUAUAGAUAGCUUUAGUGCUACCAAGCUAACAGCUAUAUUUGUACCCUGUUAAGUUUGUGAUUUGCUAUUUGAGGCUCCUCUUAUAGCACAAAAAGUGAUACAAAUACUUUGUGUUCACUCAGAAUGCAUCUUUAAGAUCUGUGGUGGGAAUGUGGGUUAGAACCAAAGCCUAACAGCGGUUAGCAGUUAGCGGUUAGCUGUUAGCGGUUAGCAGUUAGCUGUUAGCGGUUAGCAUAAGUGUGAAUGCUGGACGUGAGGCUCUAAGUAAACUCUGGGUUAAUGACUGUGUGAAAUGAGGUCAAAGCUCUCAGCACAUCCUGUCACCAGGCCUGAGAAAUGUUACAGGGAGGGUGCUCAUGGACAAAUAACAUCUGACAUCCGGUAACAUUAGCAGCCUACUGAGUGUGUGUUUUUGGAGAGGCAUUUAGAAGACACCUGGAGAUUGUGUGUACUUCAGGUGCGUUUGUUUAUAGAGGAAUUAUUCCAGGAGGAGACGCAGCGGGAGGUGGCUGCCCCAGAGACAUCAUAAUUGACAGCGAACAGAUGCAGCUGUUUUAAAUCUAAUCUGAUCUCACAAGACUGUAUGUGGUUAAGUGAGUAUUUUCUUUCACUGUCUGCUGUCAAUGCACUUGGCAGUUUGAAAAAGUACUGUAUGUGCACUUGAAGCAAAAAACAAACAACUUUAACUUCAGUUUUUAGUUGUUAAAGUUUGGCUGACCAGUUUCACAGAGAUCACGUUAUAUUUCUCGGUCAGUAAAAGACAUCUGGAGCAAGUACUCCUGAAGACAAGUGAUGUAGUAUUACAGGCGAAACCCUCACAGAGAGGAUGUUUGAGGGGUAAAAAACACUUGAAAGAGAGGUCAUUGUGGAGCUAUUAAGUGAAGAAAAACACGAUGUUGUACGUAUUGCGAUUAACAAUCGUUUACUAGACUUAACUAAGUGUUUUUCUUUGCCUUAACCAUGUUUCAGUGAGAAUUGUUUAACUAUGAAUGUAUUUAACAUUCAUAUUCUAUAUUAAAACUACAUUAAGUGCCUUAAACAUACAACUAAAAACCAAUGUUUAAUCUACUGAAACAACAGGUACACAGUAUUUGUUAUUGCUCUUUGGAACAUGAGGGUCAAUUUACUUAGUGUUAUACAGAAGGUAACAAUGAAAAAGUGCCUAAUAAAUAAAGUGCUUGCAGGAGAACACGUGCAGUUCAGUUAAUGUAAUGUUUUCAACUCCCUGUGUUCCUUCAUUAAGUGCCUUUGUACAGUAGAAAGCAGAGUCACAGACAGAAGCCAGCUCCAUGUGGCUGUAGUAUAUUAUGGCAGUGAUUUGCUGUUUUAAACCAGGUUUCUGCAAAGUGUAAAGCCUGGAGGAAAAGAGGAGCGUGCCGCAGUAGCUGCAGUUCCAGAGUAAAUGUUUUAAACUACUUCUAAAAAGACUUUGUAAAGAUUUCAGAAGACUUGAAUGUGAUGGGGUUGUUUUGUGAAUGAAAUCUACAGUGUUCAUUUCAAGAGUUGAAGUCAAUGGGAAACGUGAUGAUUUCUUUUUGGCAGGAAUUGAGAUUUUUUUUUUUUGGGGGGGGGGGGGGGAGAAAUGACCUCCACUUGCAAUCAUAACUUGAGGUUGUUUAGAAGGAUCACUUAUUGUCAAUUUUUCUUAUUUAUUUUUGCAUGAUGGUGUAAUUCAAAGGAAGUACAGCAACACAUUGUCCAGUGUAAAAUACCCAACAGUCAGUCAGGAGCUGUAUAAAGACUGUAGAUAAAAGGGAUCUUAUUUAUUGUUCUCACCUCAUUAACUCUAAGAUAUACAAAUCAUUUCCUUCACUGGUUUUAUUUUGAAAAUAUGUGAUUUGUCUCCAGUGUUUUGACUGUGAUGUUGGCAAUAACUUUAUCUAGUAUCCUAACCAGACGACAUAAACUACCUGUUGCAUGUAUGAUAAAGCAGAUGUGUAUGAUGGGAUGCCUAUAUCACUGUUUUAAAACAUUUUAGGAGCCAAAUAAAUGUCAUAAAUCACAUUUCAGGCACUUAAGAGACUGAGGCUGUCUGCUGUGAUGUAGAAUAUAAUCGCAAAAGUGCAUUUUGUGAGUCAGAAUUUCAAUAAAUCUUUGCAGAAA
Eleginops maclovinus (Patagonian blennie) is the source of this 5267-nucleotide messenger RNA. RefSeq names its product transcriptional regulatory protein AlgP-like. The coding region runs from base 46 to 1098 and encodes 350 amino acids. The transcript is spliced from 17 exons. Gene Ontology annotation, molecular function: signaling receptor binding. Gene Ontology annotation, cellular component: membrane; sarcoplasmic reticulum. The record is from RefSeq and is a predicted model, not a curated record. Lineage: Eukaryota; Metazoa; Chordata; Actinopteri; Perciformes; Eleginopidae.